UGUAUGCAACACAGAGGAAGGUAUUUACUGUAACACUGGAAAAAAAUUGGAACUAACAAACGUUUAUCGGUGUUACUAUCUCAGUCACCUUAAACAUUCACUUUUGGGCUGCUGCGUGCUUGAACAUCGACGUUUUUGAACAGGGCAUCGCAUACGCGCACACGGACCCUCGAUGAAGGUGUGUAGGUAAUACUGUAAGAGCCCCGUAAGACGCCAUGUCUGAAGAGGCCUUUUCAGAGAGUGACCUGGAUCCCAGCCUUAAUAGUGACGAGGAAAGCGAUGAGGAGGAGGACAAUGGCCAUUUGGAGGAGGAGGAGGAGGACGAUGAGGACGAACACUGUGGAGAUGAUGAGGAUGAUGACAGUGCUCAGAGCUGGCAUGAAAAAGCUCAAGAAAGCCGGGACUCCGCUUCAUCUACCUCCGGGGAGCCUCGCUCUGAGCCCUCGUCGGGCCCCGCAUCCCAGCCGUCCUCCAGGGCCCCCUCCAGGCCGGCCUCUCGGUCUCAGCCUCCGGCCAGCCCUGGCAAGUCUAGCCAGAGCAAGCCAACUCCAAGCAAGUCAAAGAAACACAAAACUUCCAAAUUGACCAAAUCCCCCAAGCCGUCAAAACACUCCAAACCUUCCAAGCCUGCAAAGCCUGCACAUAUGAGAAAAAAUAUCAGGAAGCUGCUGAACGAUGACCAGCUGGAGGCAGGAACCAAGGCUGCCCAACAGGAGGAGAUGGAGCGGCGCAAACGUCUGGAGCAGCAAAGAAAAGACUUCCCGAUGCUGGCGCCUACUUUACCAGAAGCACAACUAGUGGAUGCUUCCUCACUGUUAGGAGAGGUCUCCCAUUUGGUCCCCGCCCUCCUCGGCAAGCAGGACGUGAUCUGCCUGGACAGCAGCGGGGAUGAAGACGAAAACGCAGAUUCCCAACUACCCGUACUAGCUGCUAUUCGAGAUGAUAUCAUCGAGCUGAGUUCUGGGGACGAGGAUGCCCUGCAGAUAAGCAGCGAGUCGGGGGAUGAGGAUGAAGGUGGCGCCGGCGGCACAGAGGAGAGCAGCGGAGCGCACAUCAACGACGCUCUCAACUUGCCUGACGCCCAGGGCCGCGUGCUGGUUAAUAUCAACCACCCUGCCGAGGAGAAGGACAUUUUCCUGGCUCCCCAGCUGGCCAGGGCUGUCAAACCUCACCAGGUGGGCGGGAUCAGGUUUCUCUAUGACAACUUGAUCGAGUCUUUGGAGCGCUACAAGAGCAGCAGCGGCUUCGGUUGCAUCCUCGCUCACAGCAUGGGGCUCGGCAAGACGUUGCAGAUCAUUUCCUUCAUUGACAUCCUGCUGAGGAACACCGAGGCUCACACCGUCCUGGCCAUUGUUCCCGUCAAUACGCUACAGAACUGGCUGGCGGAGUUUAACCUGUGGCUCCCACCGCAGGAGGCACUGUCCCCCGACACCGACCCAGCUUUGCUGGCCGGACGUACAUUCAAAGUUCAGAUACUGAACGACGAGCACAAGACCACGCUGGCCCGGGCCAAGGUGGUGGACGACUGGAGCCGAGAUGGAGGCGUGCUGCUGAUGGGGUACGAGAUGUACCGGCUCCUUUCCAUGAAGAAGAGUUUUGUUGCGGGGAAGAAGAGAAAAUCAAAGAAGCCCGUGGGGCCUGUCAUCAUCGACCUGGAUGAGGAGGACAGACAGCAAGAACUGAUGAAAGGUAUCGAAAAGUCCAUCGUACGACCUGGUCCAGACGUGGUGAUCUGCGACGAGGGCCACCGCAUUAAGAACUACCACGCCAGCACCUCACAGGCUCUGAAGAAUAUCCGUUCGCGGCGCCGCGUGGUACUGACGGGUUACCCCUUACAGAACAACCUCAUUGAAUACUGGUGCAUGGUGGACUUUGUCAGACCGGACUUCUUAGGCACACGCCAGGAGUUCAGCAACAUGUUUGAGCGGCCCAUUCUUAACGGGCAGUGUAUGGACAGCACGCCCCAAGACGUCCGCUUGAUGCGCUACCGUAGCCACGUGCUGCACAGUCUCCUGGAGGGGUUUGUCCAGAGACGUGGCCAUGACGUUCUGCAAGAUCAGCUUCCCAUCAAGACGGAGCACGUGAUCUUGGUGCGGCUCUCCCCGAUACAGAAAGCGCUGUACACCGAGUUUAUGAAUCGUUUCAGAGAGGCAGGGAAUAAUGGCUGGCUUGGUCUCAACCCUCUCAAGGCCUUCUGUGUCUGCUGCAAGAUCUGGAAUCACCCGGAUGUGCUUUACGAGGCUUUGCAGAAAGAGAAUCAGAGCAACGAGCCCGACUUGGAUCUGGACGAUAUCACCAGUAGCACUCGCUGUGCAGGCCUCAAAGGCAAAGGGUCGGACUCGGGCAACAGCAAAGCCAACAACAUUCCACCCCUGCUCAACCCCUCCCAGGAUCGAAGCAAUCAAGUCAUCACGUAUGAAUGGGCAAAGGAAAUCAUGUCAAACUACCGGGUAGGAGUUCUGCAAAACUCUGCCAAGAUGGUGCUGCUCUUUCAUUUGAUCGAUGAGAGCGUCAGAAGAGGAGACAAGAUGUUGGUCUUCAGCCAAAGCUUAUCCACCCUGACAGUCAUUGAAGACUUCUUAUCAAAGAGACCCGUUCCAUCAGACGUCGCCUCUGCUGACUCUCACAACCCCAACUGGGUUCGCAACCUCAAUUACUACCGACUGGAUGGGAGUACAUCUGCAUCAGAAAGAGAGCGACUAAUCAAUCAGUUCAAUGACCCAGAGAACAACAAAUCAUGGCUCUUCCUGCUUUCUACCAGGGCGGGCUGCCUGGGCGUGAAUCUGAUCGGAGCCAACCGCGUUGUGGUGUUUGAUGCCUCCUGGAACCCGUGUCACGAUGCCCAGGCAGUGUGCAGGGUGUACCGCUACGGUCAGAAAAAGCCGUGCUACAUUUACCGCCUGGUUUGCGACUUCAGCCUGGAGAAGAAGAUUUAUGACAGACAGGUCUCCAAACAGGGCAUGUCUGACCGUGUUGUGGACGACCUCAACCCGGCACUGAACUUCACUCGUAAGGAAGUGGAGUCACUGUUGCACUUUGUGGAGGACGAACCUGAAGCGUACAAGAUAGACCUGAAUGCCGUGGAAGACUUUGAGGGAGUCAUAUAUGGAGCAUGUCAGCUUUAUCCACACCUCAUCACCAAGCAACCUUUCCACCACGAGUCUCUUUUGGUGGACCGGAAGGAGACCAAGCUGACCAAAGCGGAGAAGAGAGCAGCCAAAAAGAGCUACGAAGAUGAGAAGCGAGCCUCCGUGCCCUACUCUCGGCCCUCGUACGCCCCUUACUAUCCAAGCAGCAACCACACGCUGGCUAACAUAGCAGCAUUCAACCAACGUGUCUGGCGUCCUAUGGUCCGCCCCGACGACAAGCCGGUGGCGAGUGUCAGGCCCAUCCAGUCCACGCCGAUCCCCAUGAUGCCUCGCCAGGUGGUCAUGGGCGUGGCCGGACCCAGCUCCACAGGCAGCUUACCCGUCAAUUUCCUGCAGAAGGCCGGCGUGUACGUGCAGAGGAUCGUCACCACAACUGACAUUGUCAUCCCUGGAGCCAACAGCGCAACAGAUGUCCAAGCUCGAAUCAGCGCCGGGGAGAGCAUCCACGUAAUACGAGGUUCCAAAGGUACCUACAUAAGGACCAACGACGGAAGGAUUUUUGCAAUAAGAUCUGGAAAGAUCAGUCGCCCGACCGUGGGGGUCUCCGCUGUUCCAAGAGACGGCCAGCAUCUGCUGAGUAAUGGCUGCGCGUCCCCCGUGGAGCAGCAGCACUCGCCCAACGGGGAGCAGCGGUCCUCCUCUCCCUUGAGCUCCGAGAUUCUCCGCGAGCUCAGCCGCUACGCCGCAUCCGCAAGUGCCGCCGCGGGAAACGACAUCUCCUCCGCGUCGUCGGAUGGAGGCGGUCGCAUCCCGGAGCUCCGCGCGCCACCCGACGACGACCUCCUGAGCUCGCCUUUAGAGACGCAGUGCGGCAAACGCAAGCACGCCGACGGCCAAGGUGGUGCACAGGCGGGACCCAAACGGACUUCGGCUGCGUCGCAAUUCCCCGGAUUUUCCCUGAACUCCGGCGGGCUGGCAUUCCCACCCGUGGGUCUGAACUCUUCCUCGCUGCUGGGACGUAUGACUCACCCUCUUCUGAUGGGCGGGAGCGGUGGAUCUUCGUUCCUUCAGGCGCCGGGACAGACCCUCUCCGACCUCCAGACCGUCUUCCCUUCCGCCCCCGGCAAUGGACAGCUCCCUCCACCCUCCUCAUCCGCGCUGUCCACCAUCCUCUCCUCGCCCUCCGCUGCCAUUCCCGUGUCGUCGGCAUCGCCGGCCCCGACUACGUCCUCCCUGCCGCCGUACCUGAUGAACCCCAACGUGGCAGGUUUACUAUCGUCUGGCUUCCCUCUCAACUACAGCCAGUCUUUGCUGCCUGAGCCCAGGAUGUUCCCCGCCCCGCUUCUCUCCGCCUCAGCGGGCUUCCCCACGCCGAAUUCCUCUUCAAGUACGUCCAGCUACCUAUCCCAUUUCAGCAACCCAGCUUCCAGCCUGCUGGGGGCGGCGCUGACCCAGGCGGACAGACACCGCAGCACGGAGAACGGGGGUGACAGCUCUGAUGAUGAUGUCAUAGAGGUGACUGGACACUAGGAAGUCACGUAGGAGCACGUGCAUCACAUCACCACCAUCAUCAUCAUCACCAUGUUACUUAAUUUCAUCAAUUCUAUUUCCUGGGACAUCCUAGAGUAGUCAGUGUGCGGCUUGUACAGCAGCAUCUCAACACGCAGCCAUUGUUAUGUCACACCACGCCGUUCCCACACCAGCACGGACAUUUCUUUCUCUGUUGCCAAACGCUUUCUCAGGCCAUGGUCUCAUGGAUGGCGCUGAAGUGGUGGAGAUGAACCUCGGCUCCCCAGUGCCAGCAGCACUCAUGCACUACCAUGCUUGACUCAUUUGGUUUCCAUGCUUUUUGGUUGAUGGCGGUGGGUGGAUAGUAAACAAGCUGUACGCUGACUACUCUUAAUGACGUGUCAGCUUGUUUGCAUAGCAUUGUCCCUGGCUGUCAUCCUUUCUGGGAAGUACAUAUGUAGUACACACGCUUGAAGCUGGGGGGGGGGUUCACCAUUCUUUUUAUUGGGAACUCAUCUCCUGUCUUCGCCAUCAUUCCGGAGAAAAACAGAGUUUGCAGGGUAAGGAGUGAUUAUGUAUAUUUUCUAUGCGGGGCGUGUUGGAGACAUCAGUUUCCUGGCAUGGUUUCCUGUUAGAUGAUUGACUUUCUAGCACAGCCCCCCCCCCCCCCCCCCACACACACACACAUUAACAUGACAGGCAACACCCUCUUGUAGAUAGAAAUCAUUCUGAAGAACAUUUUGAGGCCAUCAGUGCUUUUCACUUUCUCUGAAUCCUGAUGAAAUGAAACGGCCUCUCAUGUUGGAUUUGCAGUGAAAGCAUCGUCACUCAAAUUUCCUUGAGAAGUGAAGUCAACUGGCCUGAAAGAAUCCCUGGAAAAGCCACGGCGAGCACCCCACCCCACCCCACUGAAAGGAAAUCCUGUACAUACAAUAGUAGUCCUUGUUUAUAUCAAUACUGUGCCGUGUGUAGGGAGAUGUUGGCUUUAUAGCGUCUAUGAAGAUACUCCAUUUUUUUAUAAUUUCUUAAAGCUGCAAUGAAUGUAACACGACUUCUUUCAUAUUUAGCCUUAAUACUUCAUCACAAAACAAAACAAAGCAAAAAAAAAGGCUCACUGUUGUCAAACCACACGUUUCACAUGAGAGCCAACGUUUCCAUCACGGCAGUCAGCUGACCAUGGCGUCCUGCGUUCUGUUAUUGGGGUGUACGUCUUAGAUGUAGGGAUCAGUUAGUGCUUUUAGUAAGUAGCCGCUAGAUAGCGUUGUCCAAAGGGUGACACAAUGUAAAAAUGUAAUUUACAAAUAAAAAUAAAAAAACAGCAAAAAUGACAGUUGGCUCCUAGAGUGGCCCUCGUUGGGAGAAGUUUGCACACCCCCCCUUCAGAUGAAAAAACCAUGAUGGCUUACAAGUCUGCAAUCGUUUAGUUUUUGUACGGACUGACCCCACAAAUUUGAGUUACGCUGAAUUUGGGGUUGUUUGGUCUCGGACUCUUGUGACUGACAGGAGAGUUACUAUCAUGGUGUUGACACUACGUGCUGGCCCCCUUGGGGAUCAGCGUUGCCAGCUUUGCUGCCCCUCUAAAUACUUUCUUUAAAAAAGCCACUUGCGCUUCUCAACAAGCGUGGGCCCCACCCCCAUCCUAUAAAGCACUCACAGACGACUGUCUUGUUCAGUGUCGUUCGAAACAUUUGUUGUGCUUUUUGCAAAUGCAUCAUAGCAAGCUGUGUCAAUUUUAAUCCCCUGCCACACGUAGAUUGCAGUCCUGUGGGAAACAGCGUAUGGUCCCUUUGUAUACAGUUUGCAUCUGUCUAUUCAUGUCCACAAUGUUCAUUUUUAUAGAUGGAAUAUUUACAUGUUUUUAAGAUGUUUUUUUUUCAUUUGAUGGUACUUUCCCUCAUUUGAGCGUUUUGUUGUUGAAAUGUAUUUAUUUAUGUAUUAUUUUUGUGUUCUCUUCUGUUCUAUUGGUUGGCUGAGCCAGUAAUAAUUGGACAACUCGCCAGGAUAAAAGCAGAACAUGACUGUGUUGUCAACGUUAUUUUCAAAAUAAAAGAUCUCAUCUAUUGCAGUGCUUUUUAAUAAAAGCUGAAGUACAUUUU
Messenger RNA from Doryrhamphus excisus (bluestripe pipefish), 6694 nucleotides. RefSeq names its product RAD54 like 2 (gene rad54l2). Gene Ontology annotation, cellular component: nucleus. The record is from RefSeq and is a predicted model, not a curated record. Gene Ontology annotation, molecular function: ATP binding; ATP hydrolysis activity. Lineage: Eukaryota; Metazoa; Chordata; Actinopteri; Syngnathiformes; Syngnathidae.